GAGAAUGCCAGAAGAUGAGUCUUACGGAUAUAUAUGAACAUAUUGACUCUUUAUGAAUUUUCAAAUAUCUCUGGCGUGUCCAAAACACCCACCAAAUUAGUCCCACGACCUAAUAUUAUAAUAGUAAUAAACAUUAUUAUAGCAAUAAAAAAAACUCAAUUACUUCUUGCUAACACACACAAAGCCACAAUAUAAAACCCCCUCUCAACGUACCAAAAAUUUCACCACCUCCCCAUAACGAAAAAUUCAUUUCACUUUUCCUAUAACAAUUCAAGAUUAAGCUAUGGGUUAUGAAACCAAAUCGACUUUGGACACCGAGAGAUCGACCGCGCCAGGAACCGGCACCACGACGAAGAGUUGUUCGAUGACUCAAGUUGUCCUAAGAUUUGUUCUGUUUGCAGCCACUUUGACAUCAAUAGUGGUAAUGGUUACAAGUAAACAGACCAAGAAUAUAUUCCUUCCUGGAACUCCCAUUCGUAUUCCUGCUGCAGAGUUCACCAACUCACCGGCUCUUAUGUAAGUUCAUCCUAAUAAUUCAUUAAUUAAUAUUUUCUUUUAUUUUCUCGAAUUUGAUUGAUCAUCUUUAGUAAAUGUGACUAAGGGCCAGAGUUCAUAUGUGAUUUGUAUAUCUCAUAUAUAGUCAAACUAAGUAGACAAUAUAAUUAUGGGUUGUUGUGUUGUUUGGAGAAGUAAUAGAGGUUGUUUUAUCAAACACGGGUCUUAAACCAUAUCUUAAUCCUAACUUAGAAGAAGUCAUGUCAAAUUAGGAUAGUGUAAUACAAUGAUCGCUUGAUCGGUCACAUGUAUGGACCAUUGAAAAUCUGGUCAGAGCGUGGAUUUUUUCAUGUAUACAAAAAUAUAUAUUUAAUUUUGAGAAACCAAGAGGAUUUUGGUCAUGUAUAUGGAAAAGAGGAUGUAGUAUCACGUAAAUGUUUAAACAUAUACUUAACAAGUAAAAUUUAUACAUACAAAUCGCCGAUCUUAUAUGAAUUGUUUAUUUACGUGUGGGAGUAGUUGGAAUUUCGAAACAAAGGUUGUGGAAAGUCAAAAAUACUUUGUGGUAGCAUUAUCCGUGGCAUGCUUUUACAGCAUUGUAUCUACAUUUGUCACCGUAUCUGCUUUCAAGAAGCAUUCCUGCUCUGCGGUUCUCUUGCUAAAUCUUGCCAUUAUGGAUGCGGUGAUGGUGGGGAUAGUGGCCUCAGCAACCGGGGCAGGAGGUGGAGUAGCUUACCUUGGUCUGAAGGGAAACAAAGAAGUUAGAUGGGGCAAAAUCUGUCAUAUCUACGACAAGUUUUGCCGUCAUGUUGGAGGAGCAAUCGCCGUCUCAUUGUUUGCUUCGGUUGUCCUCCUCCUCCUAUCCAUCAUCUCUGUCCUCUCCCUCUACAAGAAAAUCCGUUGAGUCACUCUCUUUGUUUCGUUGUUUCUCUCAAGGUAAUACAAAUUGAUGAUGUUUUUGUUUUUUUAUUUGGUAUAAUCUGUCGAAGUUGACUUGUAUGCGUCUUAGUUCUGUAAGUGUUGUAUUAUUUAAAUUUCGUUGAUUUUGUAUAAUUGUGUGAUUAAAGUAUUUGUAAACCGAGGUUUCUAGUGAAUCUUUGAAUUUUAUUCAGUGUUUUGUAUAAUUGUGUGAUCGAGCAUUCUGACUCGAUAUCUUUUUGCAUUCAUAAAGAAAACUAUUUUGGUCCAAGAUGGCAAAAAUAAUUGGG
Arabidopsis thaliana (thale cress) is the source of this 1703-nucleotide messenger RNA. RefSeq lists its product as uncharacterized. Lineage: Eukaryota; Viridiplantae; Streptophyta; Magnoliopsida; Brassicales; Brassicaceae. Gene Ontology annotation, cellular component: plasma membrane. The record is from RefSeq and is marked reviewed. The transcript has 3 exons. The coding region runs from base 986 to 1399 and encodes 137 amino acids.